Scleropages formosus (Asian bonytongue) is the source of this 8252-nucleotide messenger RNA. RefSeq names its product latent-transforming growth factor beta-binding protein 2-like. The transcript is spliced from 39 exons. The coding region runs from base 1 to 5895 and encodes 1964 amino acids. The record is from RefSeq and is a predicted model, not a curated record. Lineage: Eukaryota; Metazoa; Chordata; Actinopteri; Osteoglossiformes; Osteoglossidae. Gene Ontology annotation, molecular function: calcium ion binding.
AUGAUGAUGAUGAUGAUGAUGGAGCGACGGCGCUGCAUCUUCGUUCUAGCGGCUUUCGCGCUUUUAGCGGCGCGAGCGUGUGACGGCCAAAGGGACUCGCACUCGGCAGAUGACGACGGGCAGGAGGGCGCGGCGGCUCGAGCGUUGUGGGACCGCGAGCGAGCGCCGGCUGCAGCCGGCGGCGGCGGCAGACGCAGAGGUCACGGCGCAGGGGACACCAAAGACGCCGGCGUCUCCGGCGAGGAUGCGCACGGGACCGCGCACGGCCACGCCGGGACCCCGCGCAGUAACCCGAGGAGCAAACCCACGGCCGCGGCGCCGAGCGACGAGCCCCCCGCCGCCGCCGCCGCCGGCGCGCCUCCUCGGGACGCCACGCGCGCCGCGCCGAAGCCCCAGCAGCAGCAGCAGCAGCAGAGGUUCCGGAUCGGCGCGAGACAGACUCAGAGUCCCGGCGCGGGCGCGGGCGCGAGCGCGAGCAGCCGGCAGAGCGCGGCGGCUUCCAGGCGCCUCACUGGGCCCAAUGUGUGCGGGGGACAGCACUGCUGCUCAGGAUGGGCUGUGGCUCCCGGUACCAACAGAUGCAUAAAACCUGACUGUCAGCCCCCCUGCCAGAACCGAGGUUCCUGCAGUCGUCCCCAUAUGUGCGUAUGCCGCUCGGGCUUCCAGGGCGCGCGCUGUGAGGAGGUGGCCCCCGAGCAGGUGUACGUCCGCGCCGGCAACUCCCGCAUGCUGCGACCCCUACAGCCCAGCAGAACACCCCAGCAGCCUCGGCGGCAAGCUAGCGACAGCCCUGCCACUGGCCCCCAGGCCGCAGCCACCAGACAGCCGCUCUCUGCUGCGACCCAGGUGAGGCGAGGGUCAGUCGACACAUCCCCCCAGCAGACUGGGACGUCCCGCACGGUCAAACGAUACCCGUCAUCCGGCGGGCCAAUCACCACCAAUGCUCUACCCAACGGGAACGGGGCAUCUUACAGCCACCGCAGACCCACCACCAGCAGCGAGGCCGUGGGGAACCUGAACAACGCUGUCGGUCCCACAGGCGCCAACCUGACCACAAACCUGGACCGCAUCAAGAUCGUCUUCACACCCAUGGUGUGCCGGCGGGUUUGUACUGGUGGACGCUGCCACAACAGCUGUGAGAAAGGUGAAACCACCACGGUGUACAGUGAGAAUCAGAGCCACAGCCAGCCACCCAGAUCGCAGGGCUUCCGUCUCUUCUUCUGUCAGAUCCCCUGCAUGAACGGGGGGAGGUGCAUCGGGAGGGACCAUUGCUGGUGUCCGUCAAACUCCACGGGGAAGUUCUGCCACCUCCCAGCCGCGCCUCCGAACAGGAAGCCCCCUGCCAACAGGAAGGAGGCCAGCCAGGCAGGGCAGAACUCCUCCUUACACUCCAUGUACACCCUGCCCCUCUCCAACCAGCAGGCCUCCCUGCAUCCUUCCCUGGUGAAUGUGCACAUCCAACACCCCCCAGAGGCAGAGGUACAGGUGCAUCAGGUGGCCCGGGUCAAGCAGGGCCAGGUGCCUCCUACUGAGGGUAAUGGUGGUAUGGAUGGAACACAUUCGGUGCAGCAGAGAUCGCAGCCCAGCAAUGGCCAUGGCAGCGACAAUGGUAAUGCCAUCUUUGCCAGCAACAGGAAUGGACACAGCAAUGGUCAUGUCAGACUCCAUACCCGGCUGAAUGGAUAUGUUGGAAGGUGUUUCCAAGAGACCAUAGAUGGACAGUGUGGUAAGCCACUCCCUGGGCUCACAAAACAAGACGACUGCUGUGGCAGCGUGGGAGCCUCCUGGGGCCUGAGCAAAUGCACCCAGUGUCCACCCCAGCCGGCGUAUGCAGUAAUUGCAAAUGGCCACGUCGAGUGUCCGAAAGGUUACAAGAGGAUGAAUGUCACUCAUUGUCAAGAUAUCAACGAAUGCUUGAUGCCUGGGAUCUGCAAGAAUGCCGAGUGCCUCAACACCAGAGGAAGCUACAGGUGCACCUGCAAGGCAGGCUACAUGCUGGACCCAGCACGGAGUCACUGUGUCUCGGACAAGGCCAUCUCAGAGGCACGUGGCAUGUGCUACCGUUCUACAUCAGCAGGAAUCUGCUCGCUGCCCCUGUCCCAGCACAUAACCAAGCAGAUCUGCUGUUGCAGCCGUGUGGGCAAAGCCUGGGGUCCAGCGUGCGAACGCUGCCCACUGCCAGACACAGACCACUUCAAGGAGAUCUGCCCAGCUGGUCAUGGCUACACAUAUUCCAGGUCAGACAUACAGAUCACCCUGCGGCAGGUGGAGGAAGAGGAGUUUAGGGGGACUGCCCCCUCCCGUCAGCCACACCCGCAGCCCGAUUAUUCCUCUCUUGAUGUUCAUCACCCUGCCCAGGUGCCCAUUUGGGAAAAUGAAGAUGUUGAGAUUUUGAGACCCCCUGCUGUUGUGACUGAAUCACCAUCGAGAUAUCCUGUAGAUGUUGUGGAGAAGACCAGUCCCUACUCUCCCAUCAACCUGAGGCCAGAAAUGGAGGGUCAGGACACAGCACCCAUCAACGUUGCUACCCAGGUCACAGAUGUGGACAGGUGCUCUGUUACCCCUUCUAUCUGCGGUCCUGGGGUAUGUGUGUCUCUGCAGGCAGGAUACACAUGCUACUGCAACCCAGGCUACAAGCUCAGUCCGCUGCAGACGCGCUGUGUUGACAUCAACGAGUGCGAGAGUGGUCCCUGCGAAGGCAAAGGACGCUGUGUCAACAGCAUCGGCUCUUACGCUUGCCAGUGCUACACGGGCUACAGUCAAGUCAUUACCCAAAACAAGAAAUUCUGUCAAGAUGUGAACGAGUGUGACAUGCCCAACAAAUGCCCAGGUAGCAGAUGCGUCAAUACAGUCGGCUCUUACACCUGUGAGUGCGACCACGGCUACGCCUUAUCCAGCAGGGGUCAGUGCGAAGAUGUAAAUGAGUGUCAGGAUGAGGACGUGUGCACUCAUGGGAGGUGUGCCAACACUGAGGGAUCCUACAGAUGCAUCUGCAACCAGGGAUUCCAGCCAAGUACAGACAACAGAAGCUGCCAAGAUGUGGACGAGUGCCUCCGCCAAGAGACCUGCCUCCACGGCAUGUGUGUCAACCUGGAGGGCUCCUAUAGGUGUAUCUGUAACCUGGGAUACCAAGUCAGCUUUGAUAGCAAAGCCUGCCAAGAUAUCGAUGAGUGUGCAGCACAGAAUACGUGUCCCAACGGCAUCUGCAAGAACACUGUAGGUUCCUACUCAUGUUCCUGCAGGCCUGGUUUCACAUGGUCAGCAGAUGGACUGGGGUGUCAAGAUGUGGAUGAAUGUGAGCAGGCAGAUGCAUGUCCCAAUGGACUCUGCAGCAACUCAGCAGGUUCCUUCUCCUGCAAACCGUGCAGCCCUGGCUUUACAGUCUCCCAGGAUGGGCAGAGAUGCCAGGAUAUUAAUGAAUGCCUAGGAGAUGUUUGCUCCAAUGGCAUCUGCUUGAACUCUGAGGGCUCGUACUCUUGCGUUCCCUGCCCCACUGGCUACAGGGUAUCUGCCGAUGGAGAGCUCUGUAAAGAUAUCGAUGAAUGCACAAUGCCCAACUUAUGCCCAACUGGCAACUGCGUCAACACAGCAGGUUCCUACACCUGCGUCUCCUGCAAGGCUGGCUACAGAUUUUCAGAGGGCAGUUUGGAGUGUGAAGAUGUGGAUGAGUGCUCAUUAGCCAAUGUAUGUCCCGGGAGGCUAUGCAAGAACACAGUGGGCUCCUACAUCUGUAAGAGCUGUGGUCCCGGGUACGAGCUGUCCGAAGAUGGGUACGGCUGUGAAGAUGUUGAUGAAUGCCUCUCCCCCGAAGCAUGUCCCACGGGUCUGUGUACCAACACGGAGGGCUCUUUCGUUUGCAUAAGCUGUGAUGCAGGCUUCAUGCCAUCAGCCGACCGCCUCACUUGUGAAGAUGUGAAUGAGUGCCUCUCCCUGGGGAUCUGUGGCGAAGGCGACUGCUUGAACACCAAGGGUUCGUUCUUCUGUAUCUGCUCGACUGGAUACACCACAGUUAGUGAUGGGACCGGUUGCCGAGACUUGGAUGAGUGCAGUGAGGGGAAUGUGUGUUCCCAUGGGCAGUGCCUCAACACUGAUGGCUCCUUCCAGUGCUUGUGCGAGACUGGCUUCAAGUUUUCUCUGGACACGGGACACUGCGAGGAUAUGGAUGAGUGCAAGGAAUAUGGCAGCAGUGUUUGCGGCACCUGGCGCUGCGAGAACACCCUGGGGUCCUACCGCUGCUUCAUGGGAUGCCAGCCCGGCUUCUAUGACCAGGAAAAUGGGGACUGUGAUAUCGACGAGUGUGCGAACAAGACCGUUUGUGGAGAUCAUGGCUUUUGCAAGAACACGGACGGCUCGUACCUCUGCCACUGUGACCUGGGCUAUACCAACUCGCCUGGGGCACCCGUAUGUGUGGACGUGAACGAGUGCGAGAUGAGCCCCGCGCCCUGCGGCGACGCCCUCUGCGAGAACGUGGAAGGCAGCUUCCUGUGCGUCUGCACCAGCGACAGCGAGGAAUUUGAUCCGCAUACCAACCAGUGUCGCGGCCGCGUGCUCAUGACGGAGCCCCCGGAGCUCUCCAGUGAAGAGGAGAGAAAGGAGUGCUACUACAACCUGAACGACGAGAAGUUCUGCAGCAACGUGCUGUCCCGGAACACCACCAAGCAGGAGUGCUGCUGCACCGUGGGGGCGGGCUGGGGCGACAACUGUGAGAUCCACCCCUGCCCGCUCGUAGAGAGAGCCGAGUACAACCAGCUGUGUCCCUACGGCACCGGACUCAUCCCCAUCGCGCCUCUGGCCCACGGCUUCAGCCAUCAGACCUUCAAAGAUGCAGAUGAGUGCGAGAUGUUUGGGCCUGAAAUCUGCAAGAACGGCCGCUGCUCCAACUCGUACUCCGCGUUCUCCUGCUUCUGCCGCGUCGGCUACUACUACGAUGCUGCUCGGCUGGGGUGCGUGGACCACAACGAGUGCCUGGAGCAGGACAGCUGUGUGGAUGGCAUGUGCAUUAACUCAGAUGGCUCCUUCAACUGCUUCUGUAAUCCCCCGCUGGUCCUGGACGGCACGCGCCGCCGCUGCGUCAGCAUUAAUGACACCGAGGUGAACCCCGACCCCUAUGAGGAAAUCCACAUAGACAUUUGCUGGGAGUCCCUGACCGAUGACAACACGUGCUCCCGACCCCUGCUGGGCAGGAGUACUACCUACGCAGAGUGCUGCUGUCUCUUCGGACUGGCCUGGAGCAACCACUGUGCCUUAUGCCCGAGCAAGACAUCUGAGGACUACGCCAUGCUGUGUAACCUGCCUAGAUCGGGGUCCGACAGCCUGCGGGAGAGACCGGGGUACGAGUACGACCCCGAGGACACCGGCCCCCCUCUGUACUUCGGAGGUUUUGGGCCCACCGGGGGGGAAAACUACUAUAACGGCCCAGGGAGUCCCGAGUACGGCCCCCGCGAGUCCCAGGGGGGCUCCUCCUUCAUCAGACAGAACGCGCACCAUGACUACACCUCCCACGAGGUGAUGAGGGUCCCCGUCCAUCGACCACGAGAAUUCCAGCUUCGUCUGGUGGAACCCUACAGUGAGCGGCACGACGAAUUCGAGGGCCUGCGGGCCGAGGAAUGCGGCAUCCUGAACGGCUGCGAGAACGGCCGCUGCGUGCGUGUGCGCGAGGGCUACACCUGCGACUGCUUUGAUGGCUACCAUCUCGACAUGACCAAGAUGGCCUGCGCUGAUAUAAACGAAUGUGAUGACAUCAGCGACAAGGUGCCCCUGUGCAAGAACGGAGUGUGUACCAAUACCGAAGGCUCGUACAAGUGCACCUGCCUACCGGGCUUCGUAACCACGGCGAAACCCCACGAGUGCAUCCCAGAAGAGCGGGAGUUCACCCGGAGGGAGGCGGGAAAGUGAAAGGCGGGGCCGAGCAGUGUGGCUGCGCGCUCCGCCCUCCCCCCUUGUCCACCACCGGCCCGUGUCUCGGUCACUCCAUUUCCUUCCCGCAAGGCCUCUUACAGUCCUUGCACAAACCUCUAAGAGUAGAGCAGAAACAGAGGUCAGCACACCCUGACAUACAUUCACUACCCGUUGGUAGGUACCUUAAAGGGAUCCGAAGACCGAAUCCAAACAUUCCACAGCUCAUGUCCUCCUCCUUUGGCCGUCCAGUCAGGUCCCCCCGAUUUCCAGUUGCCCCGCAGAAUUUUAUGUACAUACACAAUUUAGGAUUUUUUUGUUCCGUUAAUUAUUUAUUUCUUUUAGAACAUAAAGCUUUUUAAACUAACAAUGCUAAGUUAUGUUUUGUAAAAAAAAAAAAUUAUAUAUAUGAAUUCUGUUUUGUCAGGUGUUUUGAGUUAUGACUGAAUUGGAAAGACGCAGAGCUUAUUGAAAGGACACCUAAAGAAGCCCGUCUACAGGAAGGGUUCAAGUGCUUAUUGUUGACUGGUUAUUUUUGUAACGCUGCAGGGAAAUAAUAGCGUGACUCGCCACCGCUCCACGCAUUCAGCUCUGCUUCUUGUUAGAUGGCAUUUUGCGCAAGACGAUUGAUCCGGAAGCACAACGCAGGACAGCACCACUAGCGGGACCCCGGUCGUCGCUAAGCCGUACACACAGCACGGUCCAAGAGUGCCAGUUAGUCUUAGUUGAGCACACGCUUGUUUGUGCGUAUUCAAUGUGCGGCACACAUCACUACGCUGAAUACAAAACCACUUUUCCAGACUGCUCCCUUUUGAACCUUUUCAUCAAAGCAUCGGUAAGAAGAACCACUUGCGUGGAGCACAGCGAGAAUGGUGCUGUGCUCCUGUAGCCCAAGGGUCCCCUUCGCACUCGAGUCAGUGGCUGCGCUUAAGGCCCUACUCGCUCCACACGGCCCCUAAAUACACCGGUAAGGAAGCGCUGUCGUCAUUUAGCAUCCGAAACGACAUCUGCCCUGCAGUACCCUGCACAGGUCCCCACGAACACCUCGAGCGUCUCUUCGCCCUCAGUCCCGGCGACACGCUGAAAGUUGGUCCUUCCGGAGCAGGCGCGUUGAGCGUCCAAUCCCCACAAACCAGUAUUCUCACUAAGUGUCUGUUUCAGUCAAGAGGUCUAACUGUAUAUGCUGAGCUAUAUUAUUACAUUCGAUGGGGUUUUCAAACCUCUCCUGGCCAUGGCACUUAUAACAGUAAAGAAAGGCAGUAUCAUGUAUGCAUCGCAUAUGAACGGUGAACACAUAUGUACUAUUACACAUACUGUAUGACAACAGCAGCACUACAACUAUGGUUAUGCUCUGCGUUCAGCAGAAACGUGUUUUAUUAGCCAUUUAUCUGCAGGAUCCCAUUUAUUAUCUUUUCUUAUUUGUUCUCCUUUUGUACAACCCAGAAAGCAGGCUAAGGUUUGAUGAAGGGGUUUGAGAUAAUUUGUACAGAUCUAGUAUUGUGUAUUAAAUAUGCAUUUAUUACAUAUUCUCUUUAGCUAUGUACUUAAAUCAAUAUUUUUGUGCGACAAAAAUAACAACAAAACAAUAAAAACACCCACUAUAUAUCUUAGCUAUUUAGGUUUUAUAUUUAUGUCAAAUUGCUUUUUUAACAUGGUUAUUUUUGGGGAAAAAAAAAAAAAAAAAACAAACAAUGGUUUACAGUGUACCAUAGAAAGUGUACAUAUCCUGCCCUGUGGAGCAGACCAUGGAAAUGACUUUAGGGCCUGGUGGUGUUUUCAGACAUAGUCUAGGUUUGGUGCCAGUGCUUCGACAAACAUGUCAGCGUCUCCUCCGAUGAUGACGUCCGUCAUGAAAACAGUUUUUAUUGUCAUCGUACUCUACGCAUUGUCUUUUUCCUGUAAUUGGAUGUUGAUCUAAAGAGCACAGCCUGGAGAACCACAGCUGGCCUUCUCAGUGGUUCCAAAAUUAUUUUGAUCCUCUCAGCAUUUUGGAGGUCAAAUAUUAUUGGAGCUCCAUGAUCAAAGCACUGCAUCCCUUUGCCUGUAUCUGGAAAGACUCUGUCAAGCCCUGAAAGAAAUACAUAUCUUUUGUUAUCGGAUCGUGCCUUUUUUUCAAUGACUGAUGCCCUCGACCUGCAUUCUUCUGUAAAGAAGCUUAAUAUGCAGUGACUGUAUGUCAUAGAUAAUAAUACUCUGCUGUAUCGUUCUUUUUACAUCAAGAGGUUAAUGAGUCUUCCAGUAUGAUGAUGAGCACAUUUGCCUUAUUUUUUUUUUUUUUUUUUUAAAUUCUGUAAACCAUAAGGAAAAGAAGACCUGGUCUCUUUUUGAGAUUUGUCUUGAUCAGUGCUGUCUUCACC